This is a messenger RNA of Saccoglossus kowalevskii, 1449 nucleotides long. RefSeq lists its product as uncharacterized. Gene Ontology annotation, molecular function: ATP binding; microtubule binding; microtubule motor activity. The record is from RefSeq and is a predicted model, not a curated record. Lineage: Eukaryota; Metazoa; Hemichordata; Enteropneusta; Harrimaniidae. Gene Ontology annotation, biological process: microtubule-based movement.
AUGGCAGCCGUUGUGAAACACCCUAAGUUAUUUCUGUUUAAGACACCUGUCAGACACCUCAAGUUAUUUCUGUUUAAGACACCUGUCAGACACCCUAAGUUAUUUCUGUUUAAGACACCUGUCAGACACCCCAAGUUAUUUCUGUUUAAGACACCUGUCAGACACCUCAAGUUAUUUCUGUUUAAGACACCUGUCAGACACCCUAAGUUAUUUCUGUUUAAGACACCUGUCAGACACCCCAAGUUAUUUCUGUUUAAGACACCUGUCAGACACCCUAAGUUAUUUCUGUUUAAGACACCUGUCAGACACCCCAAGUUAUUUCUGUUUAAGACACCUGUUAGAGACCCUGAGUUAUUUCUGUUCAAGACACCUGUUAGAGACCCUGAGUUAUUUCUGUUCAAGACACCUGUUAGAGACCCUGAGUUAUUUCUGUUUAAGACACCUGUCAGACACCUCAAGUUAUUUCUGUUUAAGACACCUGUCAGACACCCCAAGUUAUUUCUGUUCAAGAUUCCUGUCAGACACCCUGAGUUAUUUCUGUUCAAGACACCUGUCAGACACCCAAAGCUAUUUCUGCUUAAGACACCUGUCAGACACCCUAAGUUAUUUCUGUUUAAGACACCUGUCAGACACCCCAAGUUAUUUCUGUUUAAGACACCUGUCAGACACCUCAAGUUAUUUCUGUUUAAGACACCUGUCAGACACCCUAAGUUAUUUCUGUUCAAGACACCUGUCAGACACCCUAAGUUAUUUCUGUUUAAGACACCUGUUGGAGACCCUGAGUUAUUUCUGUUCAAGACACCUGUCAGACACCCUAAGUUAGUUCUGUUCAAGACACCCGUCAAACACCCUGAGUUAUUUCUGUUUAAGACACCUGUCAAACACCCUAAGUUAUUUCUGUUUAAGACACAUGUCAGACACCCCAAGUUAUUUCUGUUUAAGACACCUGUCAGACACCCUAAGUUAUUUCUGUUUAAGACACCUGUCAGACACCCUAAGUUAUUUCUGUUCAAGAUUCCUGUCAGACACCCUGAGUUAUUUCUGUUUAAGACACCUGUCAGACACCCCAAGUUAUUUCUGUUCAAGAUUCCUGUCAGACACCCUGAGUUAUUUCUGUUUAAGACACCUGUCAGACACCCCAAGUUAUUUCUGUUUAAGACACCUGUCAGACACCCCAAGUUAUUUCUGUUCAAGACACCUGUCAGACACCCUAAGUUAGUUCUGUUCAAGACACCUGUUAGACACCCUAAGUUAUUUCUGUUCAAGACACCUGUUAGACAGCCCAAGUUAUUUAUGUUCAAGACACCUGUUAGACACCCUAAGUUAUAUCUGUUCAAGACACAUGUCAGACACCUCAAGUUAUUUCCAUUUAAGACAGAUGUCGGACAUCCUAAGGUACCAUUAUGGGAGUUGAAAGGACGUGGUUCAGGCUUGGAUAUCAUACUGUAA